AUGGCUGGGAGUGCCUCCAUCACUUCCCAUACGAUGGUUGAUGAUAAUUUUGGAUUCAAUUCACUAGUCUUUUUUGCUGAAGCCAAAGGAGGACUGGGAGUUAAAGAUUUAGGAGAAGUCAUGAAAGCCAUGAAAGGGAAACUGGCUUGGGCAUAUCUAUCCAGCAAGUCAAUAUGGAGUACUUUUGUAAGGGCCAAAUAUGGGGAUCCUGCUAAUUUCUCAGCAGUUAAUUAUCGCAUAGGCUCACUGGUGCGGAGAUCCUUAUUAACUCAAAUAAGCUCUCUUCUGGACAAAUCUAUAUGGGUGGCAGGUUCAGGACACAUUCGGCUAUGGCAAGAAAAAUGGGCAAUGACCACUCUUCCAGAACCCACAACAAGCCUAGAAAUUUCAGGUUCUCAAGCCAAAAAGGAUCCUGCGUUGCUUAACCUACUGCCUGCAGUAGUCUGA
This is a messenger RNA of Dovyalis caffra, 447 nucleotides long. The record is from the annotation of a GenBank genome assembly. NCBI's taxonomy places the organism in Eukaryota, Viridiplantae, Streptophyta, Magnoliopsida, Malpighiales, Salicaceae.